Molecule: messenger RNA, 1977 nt
Organism: Anisakis simplex (herring worm)
Lineage: Eukaryota; Metazoa; Nematoda; Chromadorea; Rhabditida; Anisakidae
Source: the annotation of a GenBank genome assembly
AUGCAGGAGGGAGGGGGGGGGUGGGGUACUGUAACAAAAGCACCAAAGGAUUACUUUUUGGAAAUGGCCAAAUAUUGUUUAAGUAAGUUAAUUGCUUACUUGAAAUCAACUCUCGUCUAUUCCAAACUUUUACAUGUUCCCAUUUGUGUUUCCAUUGAUUUGUUACAUUUAAUCAAUCAUUCAGAAAAGCCAAGUAAACGACUAGCAUCUGCGAAGCGGUACAAAAUUGAGAAAAAAGUUCGAGAACAUAAUCGAAAAUUGAAAAAAUUGGCCAAGAAAAGUGGUAGGUUGUAUGAACGAGCGAUUGAAUCAGCAAAUUAUGUGAAUUUGAAACGAAUUAUAGCAGGACAAAAGCGGAAAGGUCACGAAAAGAUCAUAAACGUUCCAAACAAAUGUCCAUUCAAAGAAGAACUGUUAUUCGAAGCAGAAAAGGCUCGCGAGGAUGCUGAAUUAAGAAAAUGUCAACAGAAAAAAACGAUUAAGAUGGAAGUUGGCAUGAAGCGUAAACUGAGCGAUAAUCAGUCUCUAAUCAAUUCAGCUAAUAGCUUACCAUCUGGUGCCACUCAAACGGGAAGUGCUUCGGAGGAUAAGAGCGAAAAGGCGUUUGUACUUAAUGAUAAGACGAUCAGAGCAUACGCAAAAGAAGUUAGAAAAACGAUUGAAUCAGCGGAUAUCGUUGUUGAGGUGUUGGACGCAAGGGAUCCAUUAGGUGGUCGUUGCGCUGACAUGGAACAGUUGGUAAUGAGCUCAGGCAAGAGACUGGUACUUUUGUUGAAUAAGAUCGAUUUGGUGCCUAAAGAGAAUGUUAAAAAUUGGUUAACCUAUCUGCGAAAUCAACUUCCAACAAUUGCAUUCAGAGCAUCAACGCAACAACAAUCUCAACGACUUGGUCGUCAAAUGGGUAUGGCUCAUUCAGAGAGUGGAUCUAAAUGUAUUGGUGCUGACAUUUUGAUGAAACUCUUCGGAAAUUAUUGCCGUAAUAAAGAUAUAAAAACAUCAAUCACUGUUGGCAUUAUUGGCUAUCCAAAUGUUGGUAAAAGUAGUGUGAUAAAUAGUUUGAAACGUAGACGUGCUUGCAAUGUUGGUGCUCUACCAGGAAUAACGAAGCAAGUUCAGCAGAUUGAAUUAGAUCAACACAUUCGAUUAUUAGAUUCACCAGGUGUUGUGCUGAGCAAACAGAAUGAUUUGGAUGCUGUCGAACUUGCGCUCAAAAAUGCAAUUCGUAUUGAAUCUAUCACAGAUCCGAUCCCACCUGUACAAGCCAUCUUGAAGCGAUGCAGUCGUGAAACGUUAAUGAUGCAGUACAUGAUAGCUGAAUUUGACUCAUGCGAGCAGUUUCUAGCCUUAAUGGCACGAAAAUUGGGACGUCUGAAGAAAGGCGCUAGACCUGAUCUGAGCGCUGCAGCCAAACAUGUGCUGAAUGAUUGGAACAGUGGUAAACUUCGUUAUUACACUGAACCACCAGUGCAAGUGGAAAGUGAUGAAUCAAAUCGAACAUUUUGCUCUUCUGAAUUGCUGAAUGAAUUCUCGAAAGAAUUUGAUCUGGAUGCACUUGAUAAUGAACAAAAAAUCAUUGUUGAAGGUCUACCAUCGAGUAGUGCAAUGGAUAUGGGUUGUUUGUAUAAGAAAGAGAUGGAUGAGACUGAAGAAGCGCAUAUGGAAACAGAUGACACUGAUGCAACAACUGAACAACGAUCAGAUUGCUGCAUUAACGUUAAACUGAAAGCUAAUUUAUUACAGAAAAGUAAAGUGGAAGAAUCACCAAUCGAAAAUGUGCUUCCUGAAUCGUUGAGUAUCACUGGCAAUGUUCAGUUGAAUCGGUGCAUCAAAAAGGCAUUGAAGCAGCACAAAAAGAAAAGUAAAAAAAUCGCACGAAAAGCGGAUGCACUUGCCGAUUCAAUGAAUAUGGCUGAAAUAAAGGAUGAUGUUUCGGGUAAGAAGCAAGCGGAUUAUAGCUUCGAGGAUAUACAAAUGUAG